ACUCUGCUGAAGUGAAACAAGCAAUAAUUUUGCAAAACACCCAACAUUUCUACUGAUCCAGGUUUUUAAAUGUCAACAAAAGAAUGACCCAUUCUGGAGUGAAAUGGACUGCCAUAGUCUUAACGACAGCCAGCAAAGAGUGGACGUAUGCUUUUCAGAAAGAGUUGGAGUUGCGGCAAGCUAAAGGAUACUUAGAUAAGGAUGUAAUUGUCCUAACUGUGGAGGAUCCAAAAAAUAAUGUGGGGAGUGGAGGUGCCACUGUUAAUGCUCUGCUAACCAUCACAGAAUACAUCAGUGCUCAAAAGGGGCAUUCAGUGAUCAGCGCUGAAGUUUUGGAGGAAUCCUGGGUCUUAAUAUUACACAGCGGCCGGCACUACCCCUACGACCAGUGUGGGAGGGGAUUUGUGACCCUCCCUGCUCAGUACGUGACCCCUGAGUAUGAUGGACUGAUUUGUAACAUUGACAUACUUAUCAAGAACAUAACAGAAAAGCUGGCAGUUAAAUCUGGGCCAGGACUAUGGGUCAGCAGUACAGAUAUGCUCUUAUCACUGCCUAAAGACUGUGAUAUUCAGUGGAGGAGUUGUGAUGCCUGUGCUAUCACAGUCCCUGCUACCCCCCAAUACUGUAAACAACAUGGAGUCUACAAGAUAGAUAAAGAGGGAUAUGUGGAGAAUAUAUUGUAUCAGAGAGAUGUGGGAAGUUUGGAGUGUUGUGAAAUCAAGGGAGGAAAGGUCCCUGUGGUGUGUUCAGUGGUAUACUUUAAUCACAUCAUUGCUCAGAAACUACUGGCCUUCCAUGUCAAGCCACCACUGGAUGCCUGUACUUACAUGGGUUUGGACAGUGGAGAGCCCCCGAUACAGUUGUCUUUGUUCUUUGAUGUCAUGUUACCAAUGGCAACAGGGGUCACAGAGUCAGACUUUGUGGAUGGGAAGUGGAGUAGGGAUGGCACACCUGAUGACCUUGACACUCAGAGAAGGAUGAAGAAGGCAAGGUCAUUGCUGUGGAAGGAACUGGGAGAAUAUAAAAUGUGGGCUUGCUUGGUAGAGUCCGGACAGUUCCAUUAUCUGUCAGGGGAGGCACAGGAUCAUAAGAAGCUGAUACAGAAUUGUCCCUAUCAGAAUAAUUUUCCAGAAGCUACUUUUUCCUGGUCAAACAGGACUCAUUCUUUUAUAGAGUCGAGCUGUAAAGUAGAUGAAGAGAGCACCUUGCUGAACAGUGCUUUAUACGGGAAUGUGACAGUAGGAGGGAAAACUGUGGUCUCUUGUUCCAAGGUCAAAGGUCAUGUCACCUUUGGUAAAGACUGCUAUAUAGCUGGUUUAAAAGUGGAAAAUUUUAAGAAAACUAUUACCAUUGAUGAUUCCAUGGUUGUACAGUCAUUUAAUGUUCACCUCAGAACGCUUGGAAUCACUCGAGAAAUCCUCACCAUUCAUGGGAGAUACGACAAAAUUCAGGUUCCCUACUGGAAGAGCUCGAGCACAUUCUGUAACAUGCCAAUGGUUGUUUGGAUGAACAAGACAGGAAUUGUAAAAGAGGACUUAUGGAGCACUGAAGUGGCCAAUGAGAACCAGACCAUGUUCCAGGCAAAACUAUUCCCUGUCAUCCAUGCCACGGAUUCUAUAGGGCUGGAGGACCUCCUCUGGAUUCAGGGAGCUGUUCCAGAUGAAGAUCAUACCAGGCUGAGAAGGUGGCAAUCAUCAUGGAGGUUAAGCAUGAGUGAAAUAUUGUCCUUUAUAAAUGCUGAACAGGAAUUACAAUCUAGAAGAGAGAUGUUCUAUGAAGUGAAGAAGGAGGAAAUAACAAAUGCCCUACUUCAGCGGCUCCACCAAGGCUUCCAUCCGAUCUACAACAGUGCUGGAAUCGACGGAUUCUCCAUAUCAAUUCUGGAAAAACUUGAUUCAGUGGCUAAAGGUUGUUCAGGUGAUCCUGGAGUGGCGGCGAGGACUCUGGCUAACAUUGCAGAUGUACUGGGCUCAAAAGCCGGGCAGAAAGGAGGGUUACGGAGUGGGCCGGCCGCAAACAAGGCCUGGGCAAAGGCAUUCCAUUUACUAGAGAAUAAAGAGCUGGAGAAAGGAGUGAGUGCAUUGGCCAAGGAGCGAACGAAAUGGUUAGACCGCCCAGAUCUGCUGGUGAGGGCAGCCAGACAUUAUGAAGGGGCAGCUCAGAUACUCAUACGUCAUGCUGUAAUGACCGCUAAAGAA
Molecule: messenger RNA, 2198 nt
Organism: Saccostrea cuccullata (small rock oyster)
Lineage: Eukaryota; Metazoa; Mollusca; Bivalvia; Ostreida; Ostreidae
Product: L-fucose kinase-like
Exons: 19
Biological process (GO): GDP-L-fucose salvage
Molecular function (GO): fucokinase activity
Source: RefSeq, a predicted model, not a curated record